AUGUCCUUCGCCGCACCGGCCUCAACUUUCUUCUCACGACUUCUGCGCCCAUUCUCCACGAGCUCGCCAAUCCACUCCCUGAACCCGGAAUUGCAAGCGCGCAAUAUGUCCUCCACCGAGCAAGCCACCGUCGCCGCCGGCUGCUUCUGGGGCGUCGAGCACCUGUUCCGCAAGACUUUCGGUAACGGCAAGGGCUUGCUGGACGCGAAGGUCGGCUACAGCGGUGGCAACACCUCCUCGCCUUCCUACCGCGCCGUGUGCGGCGGUGAUACCGGCCACGCCGAGGCUCUCCAGAUGACCUUUGAUCCCUCCGUCGUGACCUACCGCCAGCUUCUCGAGUUCUUCUACCGCAUGCACGAUGCUACUGCGUUGAACCGCCAGGGUCCGGAUGUCGGCACACAGUACCGCAGUGUGAUCUUCACCCACGGCGACGAGCAGCAGAAGAUUGCGAAGGAUAUUACGGAUAAGGUUAGCAAGGAGUGGUUUAAGAAGCCUGUUUCUACUCAGGUUGUACCUGCGGGUCAGUGGUGGGAUGCCGAGGAUUACCACCAGCUUUAUCUGAACAAGAACCCGUCCGGUUAUGAGUGCCCUGCCCACUUUGUGCGCAACUUCCCUCCUCUUUCGGAGUGA
Molecule: messenger RNA, 630 nt
Organism: Penicillium cinerascens
Lineage: Eukaryota; Fungi; Ascomycota; Eurotiomycetes; Eurotiales; Aspergillaceae
Product: peptide-methionine-S-sulfoxide reductase
Exons: 3
Coding region: 1-630 (209 amino acids)
Molecular function (GO): peptide-methionine (S)-S-oxide reductase activity
Source: RefSeq, a predicted model, not a curated record